AAAAAAAAUCACGCCGAGGUAUCGAGUCUGUGUACUUAUAACUGUAAGGUCUUUUAUUGACUGUACGAUUACGCGAUAUACGAGAUUACUGUAGGGGUGCACAGUGCCAGAAAGACACCCCCCUCCUUCACACUUGUAUUAGCAAGACUGACGGAUUAAUUCAACGCGUAGUUGACAGCUAGCUGUAGUGGAUUUACGAUUUUUUCUUUCUGUCAAGGUGUCAAGAACCUCGAGUCUUAAUAUACCUUACCGUCACGGCUGACAAACUCUAGCCUGGGAAGUUCCAGGCGCUGCCUGUUGCAUGGGUCAGUGAGUUUGUGAGACAUUACAAGUUAGCCAGCAUGGAGAAUGGAAGUUUCGAUACUUACAAGAUGUCCUCCAGGAAAACGGCGUCCCUGGCGUCCGGCUACACGACGGCGAGCUCAGCCAUGUACCAGAGUACCCUCUAUAGCCAGGGGAUCGUGACGGAGACACUGGGGGACCGCUUUCAUCAGACCAGGCUGUGGCUUCGAAACCCUGAGGAUGGGACCAUGAUGGGGAGGACACCACGUGACUGGAUUAUCUACAUUUGUAGCAUUCUGCUCUUCCUCAUUGGCCUGAUCGGAAUAUCCGUUGCAUUUUGUGCCAUCUUCUACUGGGCAAUCAACUGGAACAAACCAACGCUUCAGGGCGCCAGCAGCAUCUUACAGACUCCAGGAAUGGGCUUCAGGCCCCAGCCGGACACUAAGUCAACUCUAAUCCAGUGCUUCAAGGGUGUCAUGGAGACCUACUACCACAUCAUUGACCACAUCGAGGCCUACGCACAGUAUUACGAGAACGAGCUGCAGGUCGGAGAUCGCUACAUGGACUGCAGUGAAAUCAGAGCGCGAAGAACAGAAGACUUGGACAAAGUGUGCACGUUUGAUCCCAUGGUCUGGGGUCAGCUAUGCGUAAAACAACAGGACUUUGGUUUUGAUGACGGCCAGCCAUGUGUUCUCCUUAAAUUAAACAAAGUGUUUGACUGGGUGCCGGAAGAGUAUACCAACGAAACUGUUCCUGACGUCAUCAGGGAUGACUGGGAUCCUGAUGACCCCUGGUGGAUUCAUGUCCGUUGUGACGGAGAUGAUGAUUCCACCAGAGAAAACAUGGGAGAUCUCCUGUACUUUCCGGAGAAAGGUUUCCCUUUCAAGUACUUCCCUUUCCGGAACCAGCAAGGUUAUAGGUCGCCGUUGGUCUUCGUCAGGUUCGACAACCCGAGGCCCGGCAUCAUCCUUUUCAUCACGUGCCGUGCCUACGCCAGGAACAUCGUCCACGACAAGACAGAGAAGAUGGGUCAAGUCAGUUUUGAGCUCAUAGUGGACUAAAGUGUCACCUGGCUAUCACAGCAUUAGACUUUCUGUGCUACGUUGGUUACAGUUUUCAGCAGACGUAGCAUGUGCCAAGGUGUAGAUCCGUACGAUACCGAAUAUGGUAACGGGAAAAACAACUUUCACGAGAAUCCAAACAACACACAACAGGUGACAACAGAAGUGAAAUAAAAAAGGAAAUAAUAUUUUUUAGAAACAAUUGGAAACUAUGAAACAUCAGAACUGAAAUUAGAUCCGAAAUGAUUCUUGACGAGGUUCACUUGUGCUUUUAAAAAAUGUUUAAGUUUCAUUUUUAAAUUUCAAUUUUUAAUGUUUAUUAUGAAUGCUUCUUCUAAGUUUGAAUUUCAAUUCUUUGUUGACAUAAGCACAGGGGAAAAUAAUUUUCAAAUUUCGCAUUUUUUGUAAAUAAUUGUUUUAUCUAUAUUUUUGCUGUCUUUAUUAAAAUGUUGCUGUUUUUUCCUUGUAAACGGUCAGCUGUGUUUCUGUUAGCGACAACAAUUUAUACACUAUCCAGCCGUAAUGUUCACUCAAAACUAGAUUUGGAAAUUAUUUUAAAAAAUAUAUUUGUUUAUAAUGUGAAUAGUAAGGCAUUAUUCAGAAAUACAUUGUGACUUUAAACAUAGUUUAAACCAACCAGCACAAGGGAGAUAAACAGUACAUAAAUGACUUAUAUCCACAAUGAUAAGUAUGUUUUUUUUUAUUUUCAUGGUUUACUUCCCUUUGGUUCACAGCGGUCUCAUGGACUAAGAAUCUUAUAAAUAUUAACUACUGGCUACUGGGAGUAUUGUUGGCCUCCUUAAGACGUAACGCCUAUGGUUCAUCUCGUAGAUCCUUUUUCGUGUGACUGUGGAGCCCUAUUUUGGAGAGACACUCCCGAUCGAUACGAUAUUAUUUCAACACAAAUAAAAAACAACAACAAAUACGACAAAUCAGUAGGUCUGCCUUUUCCAAAAUGACUUCAUACAUUCACCAUCACUUUGCUAUUAUGUUUUUAAAAGAUCCAAAUCGUAUGCUUGAAUUACCAUGAACAAUGAUUCUCGAGUUCCACCCUUUACGGUGUAGGCUUAAGGCUAACUGUAUUCAUGAAUUGUUAUACGUGUAAAUAAGAACUUGAUUGUAAAGACGAUACAUUGAUCAUGUAAUAAAUGCUAUCAUAAUAUU
Messenger RNA from Biomphalaria glabrata, 2507 nucleotides. Its product is annotated as sodium/potassium-transporting ATPase subunit beta-2-like. The transcript is spliced from 7 exons. Gene Ontology annotation, cellular component: sodium:potassium-exchanging ATPase complex. Bases 342 to 1343 code for a protein of 333 amino acids. Gene Ontology annotation, molecular function: ATPase activator activity. Gene Ontology annotation, biological process: potassium ion import across plasma membrane; sodium ion export across plasma membrane; intracellular potassium ion homeostasis. NCBI's taxonomy places the organism in Eukaryota, Metazoa, Mollusca, Gastropoda, Planorbidae. The record is from RefSeq and is a predicted model, not a curated record.